Molecule: messenger RNA, 2885 nt
Organism: Dicentrarchus labrax (European seabass)
Lineage: Eukaryota; Metazoa; Chordata; Actinopteri; Moronidae
Gene: cep72
Product: centrosomal protein 72
Exons: 14
Coding region: 41-1753 (570 amino acids)
Molecular function (GO): protein binding
Source: RefSeq, a predicted model, not a curated record
UUUUCCGACCGUACCUGAAGGCAGCAAAAGUUCGAAAAGUAUGGCGGCGGAGUGUUUGACAACAGUAACAGAGCAAUGGAUACGGGACAGAUUACAAUUAAAACAUCCCUAUCUUGGUGAUGUCCGCUCGCUGAGCCUCCCGGGGACCUACGAGGAGAAGAUCAGACAUCUGGGAAACGCACUGAUUCACUUUGUCCGUCUGAAGUCUCUGGACCUCUCCUGCAAUGCACUCGUCUCGGUGGAGGGCGUUCAACAUUUGAAAGUGUUGGAGAGGCUGAUCCUGUACUAUAACUGUAUACCUUCCCUUGAAGAGGUGAAGGUGCUGUAUGAGCUGCCAACUUUGAGAGAGCUGGACCUCAGGCUCAACCCCUUGACCAAAACUCACCCACACUAUCGCCCUCAUGUGGUGCAUGCCAUGCCCAGCCUGCGCAAACUAGAUAGCUGUCCAGUCAGAGACACUGAGCGGAAAGCUGCCAUAAUGCAGUUCUCCUCUGACCUUCUACCUCAGCAGAAGAGCUCAUCUUUAAAUCAGGCUCCUGGCCAGAGAAGCAGUAAUCAGAGACUGGCUUUAGUUGAUCGCUUAACUAAGAGGCUCUCUCUCCUGACCGACACCGAUGAUAUUGUGUUGAAUUUCGUUGGUACAAAUCAUGGGGACCAAAGAAAAACUCCGCCCCUCUCUGACUCAGUUCACAAGGAAGCAGAAGAGGACGAAUCAAAAGAUUUUACAGAACAGAGGAGUUCUACUCCAAAACAGGAAACUGCUAAAUCCAUCCUCAGGUAUCCCCCCACAAAAUAUGAUAACACCAAGUCCAAAGUGCCACACACGAAAGAGCCAUCUGAUAAAAGAAACUCUACCUCAUUAAAAGUGACUGAAAGACCAAAGGUAUCCUUCGGCCCCUAUGUAGAGAAACAAAGACCUGUACCUGGAAAACAAAAGCAAAAGGAUCUCCCCAAACAAACCAGACAUGUAGCCAAGGGACAUUAUACCCCCAAUCCUGAUCAAAGUUGUCGGCAUAGCUCUUCAUUUAUUAAUAUCCGCCCUCCCAGUCCAUGCCGUCCUGGUUUCAAUCUGUCUGACCCCUCCAACCCUAUCUUACAUCCUCCAAGACUGACUUACUCUAGCUUCAACAAGACAGAAGGGGGCUCCAGCCUGCCGGAGACAGUGGAAAAGAAAAAAAGGGGUACUUAUAGGAAACCCCUGGAGAUGCUCCUCAACCUUGUGGACAAACAUUGGAUGGGAGAGAGAUCGCUCCAUCAUAACAACAACUUCCUGUCUCAGGCAGUCCAGAUCCUUUCUAUGAUGGAAAACGAUAUUUCCAGUCGGGAGGCUGAGGUCAGGACCUUAAGACGGGAAGCUGACGCGCUGAACUUUCAAGCGGCUGCACGAGAGGAAGAGCACAAAACUGAAGUCCGUAACCUCUCUGUUCAGCUGGAGGAAGCGCGCAGUGCAGUCGGCAAACUAAAUGAGCAGUUGAGGAUUGUCUUGGAGGAAAAUGUCUCUCUACAGAAACAGCUCAUCAAGUUAGAACGACAGUAUCUCAAGUCUAUGAUGAAAAGUUCGCCUAUUACUCAGAUUAAAGAGGCCCAGACAGAGGUGGAGGAGCUGAAGAAAGAGAUCGAGGGGUUGAGGGAGAAAGUGCAGGAGGCUGAGAAAGUCAAGGAAUUGUCAAAUAUGCUGCAAGAAAGCCACAGGUCCCUGGUGGCUACCAAUGAGUGUUUGCUAGCUGAGCUGAAGGGAAGUGGGGAACUUUAAAGGAGAAUUUGAAUGAAGAGAAGCACCCUGGGAUUAAAAUAUCCAAGCAAGACUAUGAUGUGCGUCAUAUUAGUGCUACAUUCGCUGCACAAAGCCAAGCUACAAAUGGUUUUUAAUUCCUUUUUACUUACUUACUACAUUUAUUUUUUUGUGUGUAUUAAGUUCCCACCCUUUCUGUGUUUAUAGUAUGUUUUAUUAUUUUCCAAAAAUAUGUAUAGGCUGUUUGCUUGAUGUAAACAGUAACGGGGAGAGGCAAUUCUUUGAAGAAAGUUUGUGUAUGAGCGUGUGACAGGGCUGUUAUGUUUAUGAUGAUGAUUAUUAUGAGUGGAAAAAUGUUAGCGAGAAGGUCAUAAUGUAUUUCCUGGAUCAGUGGCAAGAUUUUGUGUCUCUUAGUUUUUUUUUUUUUUUUAGGUCACUUGUGUCUCCAUCUGCUUUGUACGCUGCAGUGGAAUGAAUGCAUCUAGAUUCCAGCUGCACUGUGACUUUAUUUAUACCUCUGCCUGAGGGCUGGAGAGCUACACACACACACAAACACUUUCCUCUCACAAACACUAAUGUAAGACCUGGCAAACCAGGUUAGGAUGUGGAUGCUACUACAUAAAACUGGUGGGGAGUUUCACAGUGUUCCUGGAAAAGCCUUAAGAAUAUAAAACAUUGUGUUUUGACUUACACCCUGUAACCUGCUCAACAGAGGUUCAGGAGUGUGUUUUUUUUUAUUUUCCAUAAUGCACUACAAAUCAUGAACACACAUUAAGAGGCCUAAAGAACAAGAACAAAAACACACUGCAUGCACCAGGGCACAAUAGUACAUUUAAAGUUAUUUGGGGGAAAAAAAAACAUAAGACAAUAUUGUUCCUCCACAUUAAAGGUGCACAGUAUUUGGCAUAAAGCACAGAAAACAGAUCAUACUCAAGCUACUGCAGCAGACAAAAAACACACCGAUAGCUGCUAUGCUUGCGCUUGAUGCAUGAUUCUUCAUCAGCUGAGGCUACAGGUAAUGUGUGACAAAUGUGAGACAAACACUGUCACUGUUGGAAAAAUAUUCUACAAAAGUAUAUUACUUGUUUGCAAUUUUCCCUUUAUCUCGUACAGUAUGUAAAGAUAUAACAGUAAAACCCUGCUCUUGUUUUCA